GGGGCUUGUGGGGCGCGGCUGCGUAUGGUCUUUUGCUCCCCCCGCCUUGCAGAAAACUCGUGAAAGCGGCCUUGCUACGGUGGCUGCCAGAGAUCAUUUUAAGCCCCUCCGUGUGGGACUCGCCGCGACGCGAAAGAAGAGCGCAGGGAAGCAGGGGAGCCCGCAAGCCGGCCGGGAGGCGUGGCGCGUCGCCUGGUCCUUGGGGCUGCUGCGGGAAGACCUCCGCACGCUCGGCUGCUGGCGCUACGAGGGCUCUGCCUCUCUCCCGCUCUCUCUUUCCUUUGUCACCGAAAGCUCCCGGGUAGCAAAGCCAAGGAGGAGGAUGGAGAAAGAGAAAAUUUUAAUGAAAUCUAAUGUUGCAGCUUCUAACCUUCUGAGAACAUUACAUUCCCUUUAUCGGCUUGGUCACUUCUGUGAUGUGACAAUUCACACAGACCAACUUGGAAUCCAGGAGGAAUUUUCUGUUCACAAAGCUGUAUUAGCAGCUUCCAGCAAUUACUUUAAAAGUUUGUUUCUCAGUGAUGAAAUGCUGAAUGCCCAGAAUUGCAAGGUGACCCUCCAAGACAUUCAUGCUGAAGAAUUUGUCUCCUUCCUAAAGUUUGUCUACACAACUGAAGUAGAAAUUGAAGUGGACAGGCUGCACCGGAUAAAGGAGGUUGCUGAAAAACUUGAAUGCAAGGAUCUGCUUGAGGCUUUUGAAGAAAUGAAGGCAGAUUUAACUGUACAUUUGAAAAGCCAUGAAAGUAGUGGGUGUCUCUGGAAUCAAACAGAACAAGUAGAAGUCAAAGAACAGAGUGACUUGUCCCAAAUCUUGGCAACCCCUAUGAAAAAGAACCUUUGGGACAGAAAGAAGCAUAGAAAACUGUCAUCUAUUUAUGAUGCUAUUGAAAAUAAACCUGGGUGUCCUAACAAACAUAGGGCCCCACUUGCCAAGUUCAAAGAAGAGAAGGCAGGCUCAGCUGAAUGCAGCAAGGUAGACAUGCAUGAAGUUCACAACACAGGCAAUCCCAGCCAGGAAGAAAGCGACACCAGCUGUUCUUCACCAGAUCAGGUGGACUCAAUGGAAACUUGCAUUGUUAUAAGCAAGAUAUUCCCUGGCCAAAAGGAGGAGGAAAAUAAUUUGAUUCUUGGUCAAGCUAAACUCAGAAAAUCCCCACGUAGCAUAUCAAAAGUCUUGCCACAGAGAUAUGCGUGUGCCAAAUGUAAUCAUUCUUUCCAUUUUGCCAAGGGGUACCAGUCACACAUGCAACUGGAACAUGACAUACACCUGGCCAUUAAAUAUAGCUGCAGUGUGUGUGACCAGCUCUUUUCCAGCUGCCAAAAACUGCAACAGCACAGGCUUGCCGUUCACCACAGCAAGCAGCACUUCCCCUGCAUGUUGUGUGACAAGAAGUUCAAGUGCCAGAAGGAUCUCAGCGACCACAUCCGGAGGGUGCAUGAGAAGAAACAGAAUCCUCAGCGGUGUCCCUACUGUGACAAGGUGAUCAGCUCCAAAUGUGGACUGACUGUUCAUGUUCGAACACACACAGGGGAAAAACCUUAUAAGUGCACAUCUUGUCCUGCACGUUUUGCUCAGAGGUCUGCCUUUAAUACUCAUGUAAGAAAAAUGCAUGAAUCCAAGCAAGAUGGGAAUGUCAUGUCUGAUUACUGGAUGAUAGUCCCACCUACAGAAAGAGCAGGUAUUGUUCAUGGUGAAAUUGAUGUGAAUAACAAAACAUGUCAGGAGGCACCAAAUAUUGACUUGCCAAGAGAAUUUGGGGGUGAAAAAUCUCAGGAGUUAGAGAGAGAAUCCAGACAUUCUCUUGCAAUAGAACCAGAGACUGACAAUAAAGAGGAACGUAAUGAGCAAUGUGACAUGAAAAGAGGAAAUGCUGAAGAACACAGAGCUGUUGUUGAAGGCAGUGCAAAAAGAGAAAAGGACUAUAGAGCUGAAAUAGAUAGCACUGAAGAUGAAGAGGUGCCUUUGGAUGAUGAUGACUCAAAGGAUCAAGAUGGAGGAGAAAAUAAAUCAGAUGCUGAUGUCAAAGUAAGGAAAAUGAACAAAAGUAAGGCAACUAAAAAAACUGCUUAUGUUAUAACCUGUCCAAAAUGUGCUGAGAAGUUUGUGUCACAGAAAAAAUACGUUGACCACUGCAGAGAUGUCCAUCACUCUUUGCCUGGUAAAAUCUAUCAGUGUGAUGUUUGUAGUAAGUCCUUUGCGAGCUGCAACAGCUGGAAAGAGCACCGUGCAUGUGUUCACACAGAGGACAGGCAGUUUGCCUGCACCCUCUGUAAUGCCACCUUUAAAAGGAAGAGAGAUGUGAGGACACACUGUGUGCGGAAGCACGAAGGAAGAGUGAAGCGCCCCCUCUGCUCUGUCUGUGGAAAGAUCCUGAGUUCUAGAACAGCACUCGUAUUUCACAUGAGGACACACACAGGAGAGAAGCCGUACCAGUGCAGUGUUUGCUGCUCACGAUUUGCUCAGCCAUCACAGCUCAAGAUUCACACAAGGUCCCAUACAGGUGAGAAGCCAUAUAUCUGUGAGGACUGUGGGGCAUGUUUUGCAGACAAAGGCAAGCUUAAUGGCCACAAGAGGACACAUACAGGAGAACGUCUCUUCAAAUGUGAUGUGUGUGGAAAACAUUUUGCCACCAAUGAAUACCUGAAAUGCCACAAGCGCUGCCACAUGGGAGCCAAGCCAUAUAAAUGUGAUGUGUGUGGAAAAACCUUUGGACUGAGAGCCUCAUUAGCCCAACACAACAAUGUUCAUGCAGAAACUCCUCCCUAUUUCUGUGAGCAGUGUGGAAAGACAUUUACUCAGCAAGGAGCCCUUAGACGUCACCAGCGUAUCCACACUGGAGAAAAGCCAUACAAAUGUAGGGCUUGUGAAAGAACCUUCACAGACAUGUCUACCUUGAGAAGGCACGUCCUGGUCCAUGAUCGGAAUGCUCAUUGGAGGAGUUUCUUAAUAGAUCUUACUAUCAAAAAGAAUCAUAACUGGUCCAAAAUAGAGACUUUAUCCAAUAUCUGUUUAGCAGAGGACUCUACGACAAUUUGGUCUGGUGUCCAGAGUAAAAUUUAUACACCAGAAACUAUAAGUGUAAAAAAAGUAGAACACAUACCAUGUAACAGUAAUGUAAGAGAUCCUGACCAUUCCCUUAUGUGUUUAUAGGCUUAAACAUUAAGGUUGGGGAAGGACAUUGCUACCACCUUCAGCUUGUUCCUUCUGUGGGCACUUCCUCCAUCUGCUCAUGGGUUCUACAGAUGAGCCAUGCUAGCAGUUCAGCCUCACCCAGUAGGAGACAUGACCAUUGUGGAAUCCUUAGAAAUGGAGCACUGCUUUUCAGCCUAGGUGCUAGCUCCACUAAAAGCUUUUUGGGAGUCAAAUAGUCAGAGUUCAAAAGGUCAUCACUGCCUUUGAUAGCAAAGGUAGCUGCAUAAGUCUUAGAAACUUAAGACUUUCUUGGACUGCGUACUUAGAUUCUGGCACGGCAGGAGUGGGUUUUACGCCAGUGAAGAGGGAUGUCAGCAGUUAAGCAUGUGGGCAUCAUAGCAAGAUGUUGCUUCUCUGUGGGGACAGGCUGUAUGUUAUGAGUCCCAAGGGAAAGCUGUUCUGUGUGAACAGAUGCUUUCCACUGUUACAAUUUACAGAGAGGUAGCCUACUUAGUCUAUUGUAGUAAAAGCUGUGGAGUGUUGGGACACAAGAGCAUAAGCUUCCAUGGGCCCACUGAUUGAUUGAUUGAUUGAUUGAUUGAUUGAUUGCAUUUCUGUACUGCCACACAGCUGAAAUUCUCUGGGAAGCUUAAUUCAUCAGAUACACAGAGUGCUGUCCUGAAGUUACAGGGAUAUUAUACCAAGACUGUGGGUGGGGAAGGAUUAAGAGUCAUAGAAUCAUAGAAUAGCAGAGUUGGAAGGCACCAUUAAGGCCACUGGGUCCAACGUCCUGCUCAAUGCAGGGCUCCAAGUUAAAGCAUCCCUGACAGAGGAGAGCCCACAAUUUCCCUAGAUAAUUAGUUCCAUUGCUUUAACAUUUAGGAAGUUUUUCUGGAUGUCCAGCCAGAAUCUGGUUUCCUGUAAUUGGAAGCCAUCAUUCCAUGUCCUGUACUCCAGCAUGACCAAGAAGGUAUCCUGGCCUUUCUCUGUGGGACAGCACUUCAAAAGCGUUAUCAUAUCUCCCCUCCAUUUUCUCCAGGCUAAAAAUGCACAAUUCUUCCAAUCUCUCUCCGUAGAAUAUUGUUUUCAGUCCCAAAUUACCUCCAUGGUUUUCACCUAAACCUUUUUCAGUUUGUCUGCAUCAGUGCCCAGAAAUGGAUGCAGAACUCAAGAUGAGGCCUAAAUAGUGCUGAGUAAAGCAAAAUUGUACU
Molecule: messenger RNA, 4344 nt
Organism: Varanus komodoensis (Komodo dragon)
Lineage: Eukaryota; Metazoa; Chordata; Lepidosauria; Squamata; Varanidae
Product: GDNF-inducible zinc finger protein 1-like
Exons: 7
Coding region: 323-3151 (942 amino acids)
Biological process (GO): negative regulation of transcription by RNA polymerase II; regulation of immune system process; regulation of cytokine production
Molecular function (GO): protein binding
Source: RefSeq, a predicted model, not a curated record